This is a messenger RNA of Paramuricea clavata, 338 nucleotides long. The record is from the annotation of a GenBank genome assembly. Lineage: Eukaryota; Metazoa; Cnidaria; Anthozoa; Malacalcyonacea; Plexauridae.
AAUUCACUCCAGAAUUCACUCCAGAAUUCACUCCAGAAUUCAUUCCAGAAUUCACUCCAGAAUUCACUCCAGAAUUCACUCCAGAAUUCACUCCAGAAUUCAUUCCAGAAUUCACUCCAGAAUUCACUCCAGAAUUCAUUCCAGAAUUCCAGAAUUCACUCCAGAAUUCACUCACUCCAGAAUUCACUCCAGAAUUCACUCCAGAAUUCACUCCAGAAUUCAUUCCAGAAUCCAGAAUUCACUCCAGAAUUCACUCCAGAAUUCACUCCAGAAUUCACUCCAGAAUUUGCUAUAUCUUGUCAUGUUCAUCACUUGAUUUGCUAUCGGCCAUCGAUUAG